This is a messenger RNA of Vombatus ursinus (common wombat), 1955 nucleotides long. RefSeq names its product poly [ADP-ribose] polymerase 14-like. Gene Ontology annotation, molecular function: NAD+ poly-ADP-ribosyltransferase activity; transcription corepressor activity. The transcript has 10 exons. The record is from RefSeq and is a predicted model, not a curated record. Gene Ontology annotation, biological process: negative regulation of gene expression. Lineage: Eukaryota; Metazoa; Chordata; Mammalia; Diprotodontia; Vombatidae. The annotation marks the transcript as partial. Gene Ontology annotation, cellular component: nucleus; cytoplasm.
UUUCUGUUGCAUCCCAGUGAUACUGACAACAUUCAGACAUUUAAAAGAGAAUUCACUAAAUAUACUGAUGGAAAUACUACCAGUGACAGAGUUUCCAACACCAGUGAUACACAAGAUCUCUUUGGCACUAUUUCUAGCCCUGAAUUAGGAGUAUAUCAAAUCAGGAUUGGAUCUAUUACCUUCCAGGUUGCUUCUGGGGACAUCACUAAAGAAGAGUCUGAUGUUAUUGUAAACUCAACAGACAAGACAUUUGUCCUCAAAAAUGGGGUUUCUAAAUCCAUUUUAGAAGCUGCUGGAUCAGCUGUGGAAUCAGAGUGUGCCACAUUAGCUGUGAAUCAUCACAGAAAUUUUAUAGUAACACAAGGUGGAAAUCUAAGGUGCAAGAAAAUAAUUCAUGUUAUUGGGGGAAAUGAUGUCAAGCAAACCAUCUCUGAAGUCCUCCAGGAAUGUGAACAGAUGAAAUAUGUGUCCAUUUCCCUUCCAGCCAUUGGAACAGGACAGGCCAAAAAAGACCCUACUAAUGUUGCUGAAGCUAUAAUUGAUGCCAUUAAAGAUUUUGCACAGAAAGGGUCUGGCCAAUCAGUGAAAAAAGUGAAAGUGGUCAUCUUCCUGCCACAGCUACUGGAAGUGUUUCAUGAUACUAUGAAAAAAAGAAUAAGCUGCAAGCCAACAACCUCAACCUCUGUGAUCUCAAAAAUAAAAUCAUUUUUAGGUCUUGGAAGCCAGCCUCCCAAAAAACAAGAUAAUUUGGUUUUGGAAAAAAUAAAAAAAUCAGCAACUUUCCAGGUGUGUGGUGAAAGCAAGGAGAAUAUUGAAAGCACUAUCUCUUGGAUACAAGAUUUGAUUUUAAAGGAACAGGAAAAUUGUAUUUUCUCUGAUAUAUCCAUUCAAAAAUUUGGUGAAAAAGAAUACACUGAACUGAAUGAGCUGCAAAAAAGGUUAAAUAUCAUCAUUGAUGUGAAACAUGAAAGAUCUCAAAUUGAGGUCACAGGAACUAUCCGAGAUACAUUGCAAGCUUGCCAGGCAAUUCAAGGCAUGAUCAAGAGAACACGCUUACAUAUGGAUGAGGAGUCUAAGGCUGAGGAGCUCAGUAGAACCACCAUAUGGGAGUAUAAUGACAAUGGUCUUUUCAAACCUUUUGACAAACUAACUAAUCUGCAUUUAGAGGAUGCAAGGAAAGGAAAGAAAAAUAAGAUUGUUGUUAAAAUUAAAAAUGAGAACUACACAGUAGACUUUAAUGCUAACCUUGCUACAAAUGUAAAGGGACACAACUUGCCUGUUCGUUGUAUCAAAAAACUUGAAGUUGAGAUCCCUAAUCACUGGGAUGAGAUGAAAGACCAGAACCUUCUUUUGGUGGAUUUACCUCCAGGACAUCAAGAAUACAACCAAGUAAAAGACAAGUUUUCUCAGACUUGUGCUAACUUCACAAUAGAGAAGAUUCAGAGGAUACAGAACAAAAGCCUUUGGAAUUCCUAUAACAUAAAGAAAAUAUUCAUGGAUGACCAAAACAAACACACAAAUAAUGAAAAAUUCCUCUUCCAUGGGACAGAUGUUGACUCAGUGUCCCAUAUCAAUAGCCAAGGCUUUAAUCGCAGUUAUGCUGGGAAAAAUGCUACAGCAUGGGGGAAAGGAACUUAUUUUGCUGUCAAUGCCCUAUAUUCAGCUAACAACACAUACUCCAAGCCAGAUAUCAAUGGGAAGAAGCAUAUGUAUUACGUGAGAGUACUUACUGGUGAAUACAUUCUUGGAAAUUCAUCAUUAAUUGUCCCUCCAGCAAAGAUAACUCAAGAUGCUAAUGUUCUAUAUGACAGUGUCACUAAUCAUAUGAGAAAUCCAACCUUAUUUGUCAUAUUUUAUGAUAAUCAGGCUUAUCCAGAGUACCUCAUUACUUUCAGGAAAUAACAUUUUGGUUUCACAUCCAAGAGAUAUCAUGUAGACACUUCUUUGUAGCAAGU